This is a messenger RNA of Lolium perenne, 1315 nucleotides long. RefSeq names its product peroxidase A2. The record is from RefSeq and is a predicted model, not a curated record. Gene Ontology annotation, molecular function: heme binding; peroxidase activity. Gene Ontology annotation, biological process: hydrogen peroxide catabolic process; response to oxidative stress. Lineage: Eukaryota; Viridiplantae; Streptophyta; Magnoliopsida; Poales; Poaceae.
GGUCGACGGCACACGAGCAGAGCUAGCGAUCGCCGAUCGAGCAAGCGAGAUACGCACGCUAUCGACUAAUAAAGGUUCGAGGGCGGACUAAUCGUUCUUGGAACUAGCAAAUUAUUCAACAAGUUAUGGCGCCUCCUUCUCCGGUGCCGGCAGCAUUGCUGGCCGUGUGCGCCUUGCUCGCCGCCUCGCUCCACGGCGCCGGGGCGCAGCAGCAGCUGAGCUCGUCGUACUAUGACGACUCGUGCCCGAACGUCUACGGCACGGUCCGGCGCGUCGUCCAGCAGGCGCGCGCCGCCGACCCGCGCAUCCUCGCCAGCCUCAUCCGCCUCCAGUUCCACGACUGCUUCGUCAACGGCUGCGACGGAUCGCUGCUGCUCGACGACAGCCCGACCAUAAACAGCGAGAAGAACGCCCUCCCCAACACCAACUCGGCGCGCGGCUUCCCGGUGCUGGACGACAUCAAGGCCGCCCUGGAGAACGCCUGCCCGGGCAUCGUCUCCUGCGCGGACAUCCUUGUGCUCGCCGCCGAGGUCUCCGUCGACCUGGCAGGAGGUCCCUCCUGGAGAGUAACGCUGGGGCGGAGGGACGGCACCACGGCCAGCUUCGACGGCGCCAACAACCUCCCCGCCCCGACGGAGGACCUGGACGUCCUCCGGCAGAAGUUCGCCGCCGUCGGGCUCGGCGACGCCGACUUCGUCGCCCUCCAAGGCGCGCACACCAUCGGCCGGGCGCAGUGCCGGUUCAUCCAGGACAGGCUCGACAACUUCAGCGGUACGGGGCAGCCGGACCCGACGCUGGACGGGGCAUACCUCAACACCCUGCGAGGGAGCUGCCCGGCGUCGGCCGGCACCGGCAACACGCACCUGAACAACUUGGACCCGGCCACGCCCGACGCCUUCGACAAUAGCUACUACGCCAACAUCGUGCGCAACCGCGGCCUGCUCCGCUCCGACCAGGUGAUGCUCUCGGCUCCGGGCGGCGCCGCGGCCACCACCGCGCCCAUCGUCCGGCGCUUCGCCGGCAGCCAGGAAGAAUUCUUCCGGAGCUUCGCCAGGGCGAUGGUCAAGAUGGGCAACAUCGCCCCGCUCACCGGGAGCAUGGGGGAGGUCAGGAGGAAUUGCAGGGUGGUGAACAGAAGCUGAUCGACUGGUGUUCAAAGUUCAAACACAAUUGUGUUAUAUUUUUUUCCAUUUUCAAGUGAUUCAUUGUUUCUUGACUAAUAAUCUUCGAAGAGAUGUGAAUAAAAUAUCUGUAAUUUCUAUUGAAUAAGUUUUGAAGAGCAACGGCCCUGGGAGAAUAGCUUGUACGAAAUAAG